AUGACAGUAGCAUCCUUUUCUGUCAUGAUGGAUAAUGUGCAGGGUCAAGAAAGAGCCUUGGCCGAUCCGGCACUCGAUCCGCAAUGGCUGCCAGGCGCACCUGUUCCACUUACAGGCCACACAGAGCGGUUUCGUGGCGACCCCGAGGCAUCACGCGAGCUGCGCGGGCACUUCCGCAUGCUGGACGAGCUUGCACGCGAAAUGCCAACUACUCACCGGCCCGGGUCUUGGGCUUUCUGCAUCGUCCGCCUCACCUAUGCCGCCGACGCCCAGUUCGAGCGCAGCCUCGCCCGGGUCGACGCCGCACUGGCUGACUAUGCCCAUUACGAAGCCGAGAUGACCGGAUUUAAAAAAGCUCGGCUGGGAGCUCGACUUGGAAUAACGAUACCAGACCACACCGACCCGCGGCGGCCGGCCCGGGGAUUCCUUGCGCAGCGGGGUACCAGAACGACAUCUUGCAGGACAAAGCGAAUCUCAAAUAACGCCACUGGUGAACCCGCCUGCGCGUUCUUUGAUCACUAG
Molecule: messenger RNA, 522 nt
Organism: Microdochium trichocladiopsis
Lineage: Eukaryota; Fungi; Ascomycota; Sordariomycetes; Xylariales; Microdochiaceae
Exons: 1
Coding region: 1-522 (173 amino acids)
Source: RefSeq, a predicted model, not a curated record